Molecule: messenger RNA, 2433 nt
Organism: Lachancea nothofagi CBS 11611
Lineage: Eukaryota; Fungi; Ascomycota; Saccharomycetes; Saccharomycetales; Saccharomycetaceae
Source: the annotation of a GenBank genome assembly
AUGACGGGAAAUCCACAUAUCAAUAUAUUGAGCUCAAAUUACUCACGCUAUGGUACAUCAGUGUACCAAACGCUGUAUAGUGCUGACGGCCGUGGGUCAACCGAAAAUUCGCGGCAUGAUGCCACUGGGGGGUCUAAUUCCGAUGACAAUAGCAUAAGAAUGGAUUCUGACAAUACAAAGUCCAAAUUCAAGCGCAAAUACAAGUCUUUAAUCCAGAACUACAGCGGAAAUUCACCAUUCAGGGCCAAAAAAUUUAUUGGGAAAUUCCACGACCAUAGCUCUAGCGAAUCGUUUUCUAUCUUCUCCUUGAGAAGUUCCUACUCUAAUCGCAAUUUACCGACGGCUCACUCAAGAACUGCUUUAGCCAGCUCUGGAGGACAACACAAUGCGAUUUUUGAAGAUUAUCGCCCAUACGAUGACAUAAAUGAACUUCCGAUGGAAAUCAUGGCUAUGGUGAUUGAGCAGUUCACUCAGGGUGCGUGUUUUGAAGACUCUAGAACGCUUGUAAGAUGCUUGUAUGUUAACAAGAAGCUUUACGAGGCGACCAAGACUGAGUUGUACAAGGCUCCAACGUUCACUUCAACCUACCGUUUUGCGCAAUUUGUUACCACGCUUAGACUACAUCCUCAGAACGGAUUGCUAGUUAGACAGCUAGACCUGUCGAUGCUAAAAAACGGUCUCAUAGAAGAAGGCUGUAAGUCCAAAGCUGAUAAACAUUGCCGCUCUGGUGACGAGCGUAUACCUGCGCGUAGAAGGACUUCGGCUCGGGACAUCUUGGAAGAGGCCGAUGAAGAUGAAACAGAGGACAUGGAAGAGGAUUCGGGGGUGGCAGACCCGGAGAGGGCAUUGACCCCGAUUGAAGACGAUCUUCCGGACAUUGCUUUGGCUGGAUGGAGGGACUGGAGGUAUAGAUUUGAUCCACUCUACGGAAAUCAAAUGCUAACCUGUAACAAUGCUAUGCGUAAGGUAAACUCCAGACCUUCUUCCAUUAAUUCUAAUGGAACCGGCAGCACUGGCAUAGGUCCAGGUUGUCGUAGAUCGCAUCGCUCGAAUAGUUCCGUGACCUCCUUUACAACUACCAUCAUGUCAUCUUUCUACAAUUCACCUUCGUUGUCUUCAAUUAGUUUAACGUCAUCCUACGAUAAUGCGAAGGGAGCUGCUACGGGAAAGUGGUUCAAUAAACUCUUCAGCUCAAAGAAAAGUGCAAAACAGCAAUAUGAAAGAUUUGUCGAAGCCAAGUUCAAAAAUGCCAAUAAUAUUGACGAAGUAUGUGCUGACGGCACUCAGGACAAAGCAAAUAACAGGACGUCCGUGAAGUUCUCUGUACAAACCAGUUUAAAAGAUCAACCUUUCCAUGAGCGACACCCAAUGACCAACAAAUUCCUGCUGAAGUACGCCCUCUCAAAGGACAUUCCGCUUGGCUACCUUUUCCAUGUUGUAAAGCUUUGCCCGAAUAUCACUGCUCUCAAUCUCGCCGAUUUGAGUAUUUCGACAGAUUUUCGCUUGCACACGAAGAAAGAUUCCAACUGGAAUCAUGCAACGUCCCUUUUACCAGAUGUACAAGUGACUACGUCUGAUGCUGAUGCGCUUGUGGGACGAAAUCUAGAGUCGGUCUAUUUUACCGACUCCAGCAAAGGCCAUGGCUCCUACGAAAAUACAGGCGGUAUUCUGUCAAAAAAGCUAGACGACUUGCAUUUCGUUUCUCCAUAUACCAUGCUGGGGGAGUCGUGGAUUUCAUCAAACUACCCACCCCCGAUCGACAGACGCACCAAGAUCAGAGGCCAAAGAACCCUAAAUCAAAGGCAACAUAAUUACAGCCUAAGCAAGCUGGAGGUACGACAGCUUCUCGAGCUCAUACAUGACAGAUUGACCGAUCUGUCGCGGUUAAAUAUGGAUAAUGUCGUGUGGUGCAACCAGCCAGACGUAAAGGGUUUCGUCUUCUCCUCGUUGGAACACAACCCUGAUCUACAUGUGAGCUUCCUCCAUGCCGGCAUGGGUAGAAAUUUGUCGUGGGCUUCCAGCGGUCACGUCCGUCAGUUUGCUGCAAUCGUGCUGCUUGGAGAAAUUUUAGACCGAGACGACUUGUAUUUGGAAGACCUGUUCAAUGUUCGCACCGAGCGUUUCAAUUGCGACACCAAUCACGAUUACUCACUUUUGGGUCGUUCGAACAAGCUCGCGGCGCGCACUUAUGGAAAUAAAAUUAUCAACUGCAAAUUGCAAGUGGGUCGUGGCUCGCUACUCCAGCUGGAGACUAGUGCCGAUUUGGAAUCUACCAUUGUCUGUGACAUAUCGCUUGGUGCCAGGCCCGUGCCAUGCGACGCGGGCAUGGCAAGAAUCGAGGAUCUUGCCCACAACCUCAUAGGGCGCCUUGAAGGUCUGCGCAUGGCAGAACUACGCAGGCAUAUCGGAGAGAACCAGUACACUAUACAUUAG